Molecule: messenger RNA, 3546 nt
Organism: Acipenser ruthenus (sterlet)
Lineage: Eukaryota; Metazoa; Chordata; Actinopteri; Acipenseriformes; Acipenseridae
Product: 28S rRNA (cytosine-C(5))-methyltransferase-like
Exons: 10
Coding region: 399-1841 (480 amino acids)
Biological process (GO): rRNA base methylation
Cellular component (GO): nucleolus
Molecular function (GO): methyltransferase activity
Source: RefSeq, a predicted model, not a curated record
GUAUCAUAGUGACAGUGUAAACCAACACAUACGACUACAGUAGUUGUUUCGUUUUAACAGCUAAGCAAAUAUCCUCAAGAUUGCCAGAUAACAAAAGAUUGCUUUCUUAUUUAUUUAUUUUUCCCACUACCUAUAUUCAGUGCUAGCAUCUGUUUAAUUUUAAUACCAAGAACAUCCAAAAAGCGUACAACUUCCUUCACAGUUACCGUAAACUGCCGUCAGAGGUCGCACAGUAAUGUUUCACCGCAGCCCGUCAGUGUGUUUGGGUAGGGCGACCACGUGGGUUCUGUAACUGCGCUGUUUGGAAGCGGUGAUCGGCUGGACAUGUGCAUGACUUUUGCUCCAUGUUAAUUGUGUUUAAAACCUCCAAUGUAAAUUAUAUCGUCAAGUAAGCAGCCAUGGUUUUGUACGUGAAAGCAGCGGAGAUCCUCGAUAAGAUCGAGAACAAGGAGGGCGCUAUUAAGACUCUCGUGUAUAACAGUAAGUUUCAGAAUAUCAAGCAGCUGUACGCCUUGGUGUGCGAGACGCUGAAGUACUCCAAGAUCCUGGAGGAGAUCAUCACCAGCACAGGCCUGCUGAAGCAGAACAAACUCAAGAUGAACGUGGCCAAGGUGCUGGUGUACGACCUCCUGAUUGGCAGGGGGGUGAAGUGUGGGGGGAGCUGGAAGGCUCUGAUCAUGAAGCACCGUGCGAGGCUGCAGGCAGCCCUGGCCAGGCUCAAGAUCAAGAGGAAGGUCAGCCGCAACGAGGACCUGCUCCCCAAAGCCAGCCAGGCUCAAGGGAAGCAGCCGCCUCGCUACGCUCGGGUCAACACUCUCAAGACCAGCCAGGAGGACGUGAUCGACUACCUGAAGAGAGAGGGCUACACCUACCUGGGGCGAGCGAGCAGUCUGGCGGAGUUGCAGCAGCUGUCGGGAAAGCGGUUUUAUUGUGACCUGCAUCUCCCAGGACUCCUGGUCUUCCCGGCCAAGACUGACCUCCACGCACACUUUCUGUACCAGGCGGGACACAUCAUUCUGCAGGACAAGGCCAGCUGCCUCCCAGCGUUCCUCCUGAACCCCCCUGCUGGGGCCCAUGUGAUUGAUGCCUGCGCCGCCCCGGGGAACAAGACCAGCCACCUGGCCGCUGUGCUGGGGAACCGGGGGAAGCUGUUUGCCUUCGACCUUGACCCCAAGCGCCUGUCCACUAUGAGCACCCUGCUCCUCAGAGCUGGGGUCACCUGUCAUGAGCUGGCCAAUCAGGACUUCCUGACGCUGAACCCAGAGGACCCCAAAUACAGCCAGGUGGAGUAUAUCCUGCUGGACCCCUCAUGCAGCGGCUCAGGUAUGGUGGGCCGCAUGAACGAGCUCACAGACUCCCCUGGCGCCGUGCCUGCGCAGCGGCUGCAGUCUCUGGCUGCGUUCCAGCUGCGCUGCCUGAACCACGCCCUGUGCUUCCCGCGGCUGCAGCGCCUCAUCUACUCCACCUGCUCGGUGCACGAGGAGGAGAACGAGGGCGUGGUGCGGGCCUGCCUGCGGGAGCACCGCCGCAGCUUCAGACUGGUCCCUGUUCUGCCGAGCUGGCCGGAGCGAGGUCAGGCGCCCCUGACUCAGUGUCUGCGCGCAAGCCCUGGGGAGACCCUCACCAACGGCUUCUUCGUGGCCAUGCUAGAGAGGAGGAGCCCUGGGGAGCAGGAGGAUGAGCUAACUUCCGACGAAGAUGUGAUAUCAUUUCCUGCCAACAGUGAUGUGGAAGCAGAAUCACAUGACCCCAGCCCCUUGGAGGCAGAGCCUGCCCCCACAGCUUCCAAGAAGAAGAGAAAAAAGAGGAAGAAGAAACCCAAGCAGCAGCAGGAGAAUUGAAGAGAGAGAGAGAUGUCACUCCCCAUUACUGCAGUUUAGUGACAGCCCCUCGGUAUCCCUGGAACAUGUAUAGCAGAGACCCGUACACACAGUGCACUACCUUGAACAGCGCUGUUGAAUUGUGAUGCCCACUCCUCAGCACAGUUAAGGUCUUGAUGACCUACUCUGUGUAAGUUUAGGCUUCUUGAUUAUUUAACAUGCUGGUGAUUUCGGUCACGGUUACCUAUUUCAGUGUACCGACAUCACAGCUAUUGCAGGCGAGGUCUUUGGAACCACUUGCCCAAAUGUGAUGAAAUGUUGCUUUGAACUCUUAUGAAUGACAGGACGAUAAUGCGGUUCUACUAUUUUGAUAGACGCAAUUUGGCAGGAGAAAUAUACCAUUAUGUUAAUAUUCAUAUUUGUAAGUAUGCUGCUUCAAUAAAAAAAAAAAAAAGUUUGCUAUGAAACAUGCAGUAGUCCACUGACUUCAGCAGUUGGCUUUGAAUCACAGGAGAUGAACCACACAGUAGUGUUAAUUUGUGUAGAUGACCUAUUUUCUCAUGGUUCUAAACCACUAAGGAACGGGGAUCACCGAUUAGCUGACCUGAUGAAGGCACGGCUGUGUGGUGUUCAGGGUGGGGUAGUUAGGGGAGCGCAGCUUUGAACAUUGAGGCACUUCCUCUGCCAUGCUGGUUUAGAGUCCUGCUUUCCAGUGGCUGCUCUCUGGCCAUAUUGACAGAAGGAGACAAAAGUGUGAUUUACCUACCCUUUAAAAGGUCGUACAGUGUUUUAGACGUGCACUUCCUAUAGUGUGUGUGGAAUGUGCUGCUACAUCACAUCAAUCAGGAGAGAGAGAAUCGACUUUCUGAGCUGGGUGGAAACCCGGCCAUAGUCAUUCUAAAAGGCAGGGUCUGGUUUAAUAUUUUCUCUUUUGUUACACCAGAUGGGAAUACUGUAUACAAAAAAAUAAAUAAAUCAAGCAAACCAGUACACACUUUACUCCAUUACCCAUUCACAUGUUCUACUUAUAAACAGAGAAAUCCCUACUUAAAUAAACCAGACAUCAGCAAUGUAAUAAUCACAGUUUUGUUUCCUUUAAUUUAAAACCAUUUCAAUGUAAUGACGACAUAAUGAGCAGAGAAAGAGAAUAUCUUACACAAGCCAGGUCUGCACGCAUUCACUCACUCCCCAUUUCCACAGAGUCCAACAGCAACGAUAGUACUGAUCUUUAUUUUGAGGAAAGAACAUGAAUAAGGACACACACACACACACAGAUAGAGGUUCGGUCAGUAACAGAAACAGCACGACCUUACAGCAUUCACCCUGAGGGAAUCCAGCCUUUAACCAAUGAAGUACCGCAGUGUCAAGCAGAGAGCUUUCCAAACCACCACUACUGUGACAGCUGGGUCAGACCCGGGCAGCAACUGAGGAAGGGCUUGCUAAACAAAUAGUAGUUUGCUAUGUAGAGCCAUAUCCAUUAUUUAUUUAUUUUAUUUUAUUUUAUUUAUAAAACAAAUCUCCAAUCCUCCCACCAAACCACCAGUUUAAGGAAGUCAUUUUCUUGCUCUCUUAAAGUGAAAACAUAUCUGGAUUAGAAGAUGGUUCCCUUACACAUUCUGAUUAAACAAACCACGGCCACACAUCACAACAUUGUCACCUUUCAGAUUAGACACUUUUUCUAUUUACAAAAACUACAUACAUUUGGGGAAAAAAAAAAAAAAGACAA